Messenger RNA from Notothenia coriiceps (black rockcod), 344 nucleotides. RefSeq names its product NAD(P)H dehydrogenase [quinone] 1-like. NCBI's taxonomy places the organism in Eukaryota, Metazoa, Chordata, Actinopteri, Perciformes, Nototheniidae. Gene Ontology annotation, cellular component: cytosol. Gene Ontology annotation, molecular function: NAD(P)H dehydrogenase (quinone) activity. The record is from RefSeq and is a predicted model, not a curated record. The transcript is spliced from 2 exons. Bases 27 to 344 code for a protein of 105 amino acids.
AACCCUUCUUUUAAAACACUUAACACAUGCUCUCCUUCACCACUGGGUCUCAGGAGUGCAUGUUUAGUGCAAAUGGCAUCAAUGGAGACAUGGAUGUCACUCUUUGGCCACUGCAGAGUGGCAUCCUGCACUACUGUGGCUUCCAGGUCCUGGCUCCUCAGAUCUUCUGGGCCCCGUCUCACGUUCCCUCUGAGGCACGUGGUACCAUGCUGGAGGGCUGGCGCACACGCAUGCAAGGCCUCCUGGGAGAAAACCCACUUGCUUUCACUCCCUUGGACUGCUUGAACGACAUGAUGUCAAUCAAGCUCCUGUUGCGAAAGAUUUUACUGAUUGACGUUUACUAA